CGUGACGUCCCUGACAUGGACAGGGAGAGACGCUACAGCCACCGAAGACACCAUCAACACGACCAGUACCAAGACAUAGACAUCGAGGAGGGACUCAUGGAUUCAAACGAGCAGAGUCUCCAAGACAUUAACCGCACAAUGUCUCCGGCUGCAGAGCGGCUACGUUACAUCCUGAGUGAAGAUGAUGACAUGCCCACGCCGACGCUCUUCACUGAGAUGGACACUCUACAGAGAGAAGGAGAUGAGCUGGAGUGGAAGGAGUCUGCCAGGUGGGUGAAGUUCGAAGAGAAGGUGGAGGAAGGAGGGGAGAGGUGGAGUAAACCCCAUGUGUCCACGCUGUCCCUGCACAGUCUUUUUGAGCUCAGGACAUGUCUACAGACAGGAACAGUGCUCCUGGACCUGGAAGGAUACUCACUGCCUCAAAUAGUCGAUGACAUCAUUGAGAGACAGAUAGAGGAGGGCAUGAUAUCCCCUGAUCUGAGAGAGAAGAUCAGUUUUGUCCUGCUGAGGAAACAUCGACACCAGACCAAGAAGCCAAUCCACCGCUCACUUGCCGAUAUUGGCAAGUCCAGCUCCUCGACCAGUGAGUGUCCAGGGCCAGUUCCGGGGCCAAUAGCCAACUUUAACCGAUCCACAGAAGACCUCAGAAUGAAACAGCAGUCUGCCAACUAUGGCCGCCUGCGUCACGCUCAGAGUAGGAGCAUGAACGAUAUUGCAGAUACUCCCAGCACAGACCAGCUAAAGAACAAAUUCAUGAAGAAGAUCCCUAGAGAUGCAGAGGCAUCCAAUGUCUUGGUGGGCGAAGUGGAUUUCCUCAACAAACCCUUUGUGGCCUUUGUCCGCCUGGCCCAAGCCACGACACUAGGAGGUCUGACUGAGGUCCCUGUACCCACCAGAUUCCUGUUUAUUCUGCUGGGACCUCAAGGAAAGGCCAAGUCAUAUAAUGAGAUUGGCCGAGCUAUAGCAACCCUAAUGGUGGAUGAUCUCUUCAGUGAUGUAGCCUACAAGGCCAGAGACCGGGAGGACCUCAUCGCAGGCAUUGAUGAGUUUUUGGAUGAAGUAAUUGUGCUUCCACCUGGAGAAUGGGAUCCCAAAAUCCGCAUUGAGCCGCCAAAGAAAGUCCCCUCAGCUGACAAAAGGAAGUCAGUAUUCUCCUUGAAUGAACUGGGACAGAUGAACGGUACAGCUGGGGGAGGAGGAGGCCUGGCUGAGGAUGAGGAGAUGCCAGUGCAACAUGAGCUCGGAGAGGAGCUGGCAUUCACUGGACGCUUCUGUGGGGGGCUGUACCUGGACAUAAAGCGGAAAUUGCCAUGGUUGCCUAGUGAUUUCUACGAAGGUUUUCACAUACAGUCCAUCUCUGCUGUGCUCUUCAUUUACUUGGGCUGCAUCACCAACGCCAUUACCUUUGGCGGCCUGCUAGGAGAUGCCACCGACAACUACCAGGGUGUGAUGGAGAGUUUCCUGGGUACAGCUCUGGCUGGCACUGUCUUCUGUCUUUUCAGCGGUCAGCCACUCAUCAUCCUCAGCUCCACUGGACCCAUCCUCAUCUUUGAAAAGCUCCUGUUUGAAUUCAGCAAGAAUAAUGACAUAGAUUACAUGGAGCUGCGUCUGUGGAUUGGCAUCCACUCCUGUCUGCAGUGUUUUAUCCUGGUAGCCACUGACGCCAGUUACAUCAUCAAGUAUAUGACGCGUUUCACUGAGGAGGGCUUCUCCAGCCUAAUCUCCUUCAUCUUCAUCUCUGAUGCCAUCAAGAAGAUGGUGGGCUCCUUCAAAUACUACCCCAUCAACACUGACUUCAAGCCCGACUACGUCACCACCUACAAGUGCGAGUGCCUGGCCCCAGACCCGAUUCCAAUGCCAGAUAACAGCUCUAGUGUCUCUGGGUUGAAUGUGACAGCUCUGGACUGGAGCCAGCUGAGCAAGAAGGAGUGUCUGAAGUAUGGAGGUUCCCUGGUUGGAAAGUCCUGCAAGUUCGUCCCUGAUCUGGCCCUCAUGUCCUUCAUCCUUUUCUUUGGCACCUACUCCAUGACCGUCUCUCUCAAGAAGUUCAAGUUCAGCCGCUACUUCCCCACCAAGCUGAGGAAACUCAUCAGUGACUUCUCUAUCUUCAUGUCCAUAAUGACGUUCGUGGGGCUUGAUAUGUUGAUGGGACUCAAAACUCCCAAGCUAAUUGUCCCAACAGAAUUUAAGCCAACUCGACCUGACCGUGGCUGGCUGGUGAUGCCAUUUGGAAAGAACCCAUGGUGGGUAUAUGUGGCCAGCUUUGUCCCUGCCCUCCUUGUCACCAUCCUCAUCUUCAUGGACCAGCAGAUCAGCGCUGUCAUUGUGAACCGCAAGGAGAACAAACUUAAGAAAGGCUGUGGCUAUCACCUGGAUCUAUUCUGGGUUGGUGUCCUGAUGGCUGCCUGCUCCUUCAUCGGCCUGCCCUGGUACGUUGCUGCCACCGUCAUCUCCAUCGCCCACAUCGACUCUCUGAAGAUGGAGAGCGAGUCAAGUGCUCCUGGAGAGCAGCCUCAGUUCCUUGGGGUCAGAGAACAAAGAGUGACAGGCAUUUUGGUGUUUGUUCUCACCGGAGUCUCCAUCUUCCUCGCUCCAAUACUUAAGUUCAUCCCCAUGCCUGUGCUGUACGGUGUCUUCCUCUACAUGGGCGUAGCCUCGCUCAGUGGAAUCCAGUUCUGGGACAGGAUUAAGUUGUACAUGAUGCCAUCCAAGCACCAGCCAGACUUUUCUUUCCUCCGUCAUGUUCCUCUGAGGAGAGUACACCUGUUCACACUGGUCCAGAUCAUCUGUCUGGCUGUGCUCUGGAUCCUCAAAUCAACGUUCUUGGCCAUCAUCUUCCCUGUUAUGAUCCUGGGUCUGAUGGUUGUCCGGAAGAUGCUGGACAUGGUCUUUUCCCAGCAUGACCUGGCCUGGCUGGACGACCUCCUGCCUGAGAAAGAGAAGAAGAAGAAGGAUGACGAUAAGAAGAAGGGUAAGGAGAAGGAGAAGAAGAAGCCCAAACCACACGACAGUGAGGAGGAGGACAAGUACCACCCCUACUCCAACCACUCACCCAGCUCAGAGUCAGACUUGGAUCGCAGCAUCACCCUCCACCUGAAGAUCUCCUGCCCGUCAUCUCCGGCCAUGCCCAUGGGCCGAGGAAUGGCCUGUCCCGUGCCCCAGGUCAAGAUUGAGAUGGAGUCGGACUAUGACUCGGACAUCGACCACCACCGGCCCCGGGACAUGAGCAGUGAGACCACAUUAUAA
Molecule: messenger RNA, 3246 nt
Organism: Seriola dumerili (greater amberjack)
Lineage: Eukaryota; Metazoa; Chordata; Actinopteri; Carangiformes; Carangidae
Gene: slc4a5a
Product: solute carrier family 4 member 5
Exons: 24
Coding region: 16-3246 (1076 amino acids)
Biological process (GO): monoatomic anion transport; regulation of intracellular pH; transmembrane transport
Cellular component (GO): plasma membrane
Molecular function (GO): monoatomic anion transmembrane transporter activity; solute:inorganic anion antiporter activity; sodium:bicarbonate symporter activity
Source: RefSeq, a predicted model, not a curated record